Molecule: messenger RNA, 1381 nt
Organism: Acanthisitta chloris (rifleman)
Lineage: Eukaryota; Metazoa; Chordata; Aves; Passeriformes; Acanthisittidae
Gene: LRRC56
Product: leucine rich repeat containing 56
Exons: 10
Molecular function (GO): protein binding
Source: RefSeq, a predicted model, not a curated record
AUGGACCUGAAGUGGAACCCUGAGAGAGUUUCUCAUCCAAGCUCAGCUGCAGUCCGGGUGACUGAUUUGAGUUGGCAAGACAAGCUGAAUGCCAGUCUGCUGAGUAAAGAUGAUGGAGAGCUGCUUGUGGAUGAACAUCUUUCCCCCAGGAAACUAAAAGUUUUGACAGGAGUUGAUGAUCUGCAGCAAGUGAAGGCUCUAGAGAUGCGAGUAGAUACAAGAGAAAGCACCUUGGGAAACUUUGGUAUGUAUCUCCCUAAUCUGAGAGAACUGAAGCUGGACAAUAGCUUGCUUGUGUCUGUGCGGGAUCUUGGAACCUCAUUGUCCCAUCUCCGUGUCCUGUGGAUGGUUCACUGUGGGCUCUCAGAUUUAGAUGGAAUCUGUUCCUUCAGCUCUCUAAAAGAACUCUACAUAGCCUCUAACAAUAUCUCUGACCUGAGUCAGCUGGCCUGGCUGGAUCACCUUGAAGUUUUGGACCUGAAAGGGAACAAUAUUGAGGACAUCGACCAGAUGCAGUACCUGCAAUUUUGUUGCAAGCUAAGCCACUUGACAGUGGAAGGCAACCUUAUUUGCCUGAAGCCAAAUGUGGAAUCUGCAGAGGAACCAGAUUAUAAUUACAGAGAGGAAGUAAAAAAACUCAUCCCUCACUUGAAGUAUUUGGACAAAAUACCAGUGAACCAGACUGCUCCCCUUCCUUCCAAGAAGAUACAUGAGGAUUGUCUAACCAUCGAGGAAUCCAUCAAGAAAGGUGGUUUGGCCAGAGACAUUUCAUGACAAGUUUCCUACUGGGAUCCAUAUCUUGGGGCAGUAGCAAGGCACUCUGGCUGUGGCCCAAGAUCCUCAACAAAUUCCAGGCCUGGAACUGCAGAGUGUUCUGCUAAUGCAGCGAGAUCUAGCGACGCCCACCUCUUGUACGGUAGCUGUCCUCUUCCAGAUCCCGCUGUUCCUGAUAAGCUGUUCACAGAAGAUGACUCCAGUGAUCUGACACAUGGGCUCAGACAAGUCAUAUGUGGGAACCCAACCAAGGCCCUUCAAGAGAGGAGGCAAAAGCUAGGUCCACCUACAGUGAACCCUUUGAAACUGUGCGAUGUGAGGAUAGAAAACCCUUACGGCUUUGGAGGAGGAAGAGAUCUGCACCAGGAAAACGUGUUCUCUGAACUGAAAGGAUGGAGAGAGCAGCACAAGGGGUGCCUGCAAACAGGUCAGCAAGAACAAGCCUGCCAAGCACUGAAGGUAACUCUUAGUCGUGAGGAAGAGACUACAGAGUCCAUCCUGACUCACAGCUGUGAAGAUGAGUUGAGGGAGGCCUGUGAUGGGGAUGUCAUUGAAAGGAGUUCACUUGAUUCUUCACACCACUACAGCCUCUCACAGCCUUCUUCAG